AUGCAUUACUACCUCAACCCCCUAUCCCGCACACUCGCCUGCAGCCUCCCACUCGCGAUUAUCGCCAGCGGCACCUACACGCUACUCUACCCAUCCACCCUUGCCUCCACUUGGGGCGUGCCGGAACUCGCCGACCGCCCUCUCUUUCGAGUCAUUGGCGUGCACAAUGUCGGUUUUGGUUUAUGGGUGUGGAAGAUAUACAGGACAGGGACGGCACCGGAGAUUAUCAGCAUGUCUGUUUGUGUUGCGGUUGUUAAGGUGGCAGAUUGUGCAAACACGCUGGCUUUGCUGCUAAGUCAUCACGCGGCUGAGGUCGACCAGUCCCCUAUUGAGGUGCAUGGGAAUAUUGAGAAGUAUGAGACUGGAAGCCCGCGUCUAAGUCCUCGACUUGCGGCCUUGUCCUUAGAAUGUCGCUUCAUCGUCUCUUUCAUCCUCCUUCCUCACGAGGUUUAUGUAAAUUCGUCAGAUCCGACCCCAAGUCCUUUCGCUCUCCACCGCUUGAUUUCCUCCUUCAUGCGCAUCCCAGCUCUCGUUAUGCCGCAUCACUCAUUCAGCGAGUCCACAACCCCUUACUACUGGGGGAAGAAUGAGCAUUCAAUAGUUCCCCAUGCCCAACUCACCUUUUCCUUUCAACCCCGAGAUGCAAUUACUUUCAGUUUCUGCGAAGAGAAAUAUAUCGUCUCACCCUACAUUGCCGAGUUUAUGAACGCAAUUACAAGUCUCGCCUACACUGACCAACUCACCAUGCACAUCUUCUCCAGCGCUCUCCUCUAUUACUCCCUCUCCCCCUGCCUGCCAGCAUCGCGCGCCCUGCCAUACCGCCGCAUCCUAGCUUCGCUCAUACUCCUCGAAACCACCAGCAUCCUCAACUUCCUCAUAUCGAACAACACAGCACUCCACCAAUAUUCCUUCGUCAGCAUGUGCGGCCUCGUCACCGCGCUGCUCAUAUGCCGCGUCGAGCGCGUGUGGGGCCCCAAAGCUCAAGCAGCGCUUACGGCGGCUCUACACCGUGGGUGUAGUCUUGUUUCUCUUUGGCUACGCGCUGUGGCGCCUGGACUUCCAUACCUGAUGCCGGUGAGUUGGAUGUUUGAGAUGCACGGGUGGUGGUAUGUCUGCUCUGCGGUAGCAGGAUACAACUACAUCCAGACGAUUGAGGCGUUGGAUGAGUACGGGAAGAAGAUUGCUAGGAAUGAGAACGUGAGGGAGAGGAAAAAUUCAGAGACUAUGAUGGACGAGAGGAUGAAGGCGAUGUCCGUGGCGCUGCCUCGAAGGUAA
Molecule: messenger RNA, 1275 nt
Organism: Mytilinidion resinicola
Lineage: Eukaryota; Fungi; Ascomycota; Dothideomycetes; Mytilinidiales; Mytilinidiaceae
Exons: 7
Coding region: 1-1275 (424 amino acids)
Source: RefSeq, a predicted model, not a curated record